Hipposideros armiger (great roundleaf bat) is the source of this 2199-nucleotide messenger RNA. RefSeq names its product TLC domain containing 2 (gene TLCD2). The record is from RefSeq and is a predicted model, not a curated record. Lineage: Eukaryota; Metazoa; Chordata; Mammalia; Chiroptera; Hipposideridae. Gene Ontology annotation, biological process: regulation of membrane lipid distribution; plasma membrane organization; membrane assembly. Gene Ontology annotation, cellular component: plasma membrane.
CCCAGCCAAGGGAUGGGGGCGUGGACGAGCCUUGGAAAAGUUACAGCAGAUUGCAAAGGCGGCGGGCGAGGGAUCACAGAGACCCAGCCCUGCAGGGAGGCGGAGAUUUGCAGCGGGUGUUGGAUGCGUCGGGGCCGUAAGCAGUGUAGAGGCCCGAGGGACAGAUCCGGACCUCGCCCGCCCGCCAAGCCAUGGCGCCCUCAGGGCACCUCGUGACCGGAGCCUCCUUCGCCUCCUUCCGGGGGAUGCACUGGGGGCUGCAGCUGCUGCCCACGCCAAGAUCUGCUGCUCAGGACCGUUGGAAGUGGCGGAACACCUGUGUCUCGCUGGCGCUCAGUCUGUUCACCGGGACCGGGGCGCUGCUCGGGCUGAAGCUGUACCCUCAGAUGGCCACCGACCCCAUUCAGGUCCCCCGCCCCCCCCCCCCCCGGGCCCUGGUGCUGGUGGCUGUAUCCGGGGGUUAUUUCCUGGCUGAUGGAGCUGACAUGCUGUGGAACCAGACCCUGGCCCAAGCCUGGAACCAUCUCUGUCACCAUUUGGUGGUAGUCAGCUGCCUCAGCACUGCCAUUCUCUCAGGCCACUACGUGGGCUUCUCUGUGGUGUCUCUGCUCCUGGAGCUGAACUCCGCCUGCCUGCACCUAAGAAAGUUGCUGCUGCUUUCUCAACAGGCCCCAUCCUUGGCUUUCAGUGUGGCCAGCUGGUACCUGGUACCGCUGGGGUGGAUGAGUCUAUGGUUGAUCGAGCAGCACCAGGUGCCUCCUACUCUGGUUGUUCUCGGUGGAACUGGGCUGGUCACUGUGGGUACCAUGAGCAUCAUACUGAGUGUCCGUAUUUUGGUUUGUGAUGUCCUGUGUUCUCGGCCCCGCUCAUCUAUCCUUGGUCACGAGGAAAUCAGGAAUCCCAGGAGAUACUGUGAUGGUGAGACUGACACUAGGGAUGAUUCUACUCUCAGCCUGAAAGACUAGAGAGAAAUCUCAGGUUCCUCUUCUGCCAGUCUUGAAGGAGGUAGGACCAGGAAAAGAAGAUGGUGGUCAUCAAUGCACAGUCCCCUACUGGGGUAAGAACUGGACUGGAUUUUCAGUAUCUCAUUCCCUCUUCCAGCUAACUCACACCCCUCCCCCAUUCCUAGGAUCUGAGAAGAAAUACUAAUGAUGUUCAUGGGUAGGAAUCUGGGCUAUUUUUCACUGAAUCUUAUCAUCAGAUGACUGUUCUUUCCCGCAAACUAACUCAAAAGAUACAGCCACUGCUACCAAUAAGGAUAGCAGGAGGCAUGAAACUGGACAAAACUAACAAUAGGAACAGAAACCCUUUGCUUUAGAUGAGGAAAGAUCUCACUAGGAUCAGAGAAAUCUGGUAUGGAGUGGGUGAGGUCAGAGAGACCUCACCUAUGACCAAAUUCUGGCAGUGGGAGGAGAAUACAACAGGUGCUCUCUGUAGCCAGUUGAUAUGUAGACAUAACAGUUGCCAAGAGACCGAAGAACCUGGGCCAUAGCAAUUGCUGCUGGUAUUUCUGGUUCUCAUAGCCCCGUUGUGCUUGUACUUAACCCUAAUCAUUCUGUGUCCAGCAUCUGCCUUUUUAAUUUUUUUAGCAUCUUCUGACCUUUUUAAAGAAAAUGCAUAUUCUUAGAGGAAUGAACAUGGGGCUAGGUCUGUCUUCUUAGGACAAUACUAAAGUCCAGAGCCAUAACAAGGACUCAAACGCCCAUUCUGCAGUGUAGGGUCUUCCCAGGCCCAGGUUUUCAUGGAAGAAGGAAGCAGAGACAAAAGCAGUUGAGGGAAAGCUUCCAUUGGGCUGCAGAGGGAUUAAGGAAUAUCUGACUCUCUUCUGGGAGUCAUUUGCAAGCUCCCCUUUCUCCCCUGCUGCUUCUGCUGAUUUUUUUUUUCUCCUACUGCACAAGACCCCUCCCUUCUUCAGGCAAAACAUCCAGGUUAUGGGAAGUGCAGAACGGAUUAAGGUUGCUAUUCUACUAAACAAUGGAUGGAGAGAGAUAACCCAUAGUGACCCACAGAAAAGAUACAUGAGCAAAAGGAAGCAACAGGAAGAUUUAUUUUUUUAAUCCUGCCAAAAAGCUGAGCUAGAGGAAAGCAAAGGGGAUGUUAGAGACAGACAGACAUAGAUUGGGAGACAGAUAGAAAGAGAAGGAUUAUGGGCUGGCCGAGUGGCGCGAUGGUUAAGAACUGGCUUGGGGCCGAGUGGCG